Diaporthe batatas is the source of this 747-nucleotide messenger RNA. RefSeq lists its product as uncharacterized. The coding region runs from base 1 to 747 and encodes 248 amino acids. Gene Ontology annotation, molecular function: O-methyltransferase activity. The record is from RefSeq and is a predicted model, not a curated record. The transcript is spliced from 2 exons. NCBI's taxonomy places the organism in Eukaryota, Fungi, Ascomycota, Sordariomycetes, Diaporthales, Diaporthaceae.
AUGCCCAAGUACCUGAGAAACACUCACUUCCAGAACCCAGAAGAUGCCACAGACGGGCCUUUCCAAUAUGCAAACAAAUGCGGCCACGCUUUCGGAUGGCUGUCCCAAAACCCCAAGGUGUUCCAGGCUUUCCACAAAUACGUCCACGCCCUGCGGAUACACCGGCCAAGCUGGACUGACAUGUACCCCGCGGAGGAGCGCCUAGUCAGAGGCCUGAGGGCCGAGGGCGACGCCUCGGCGUUCGUCGACGUCGGGGGCGGCAUGGGCCAGAUCCUCCAGGACUUCCGCGCGGCUGUACCGCAGUACACUGGUAGGCUGGUGCUGCAGGAGCUGGCCGAGGUCGUGGGCGCGGCCGAGGCGGCGGGGGUGGGCGGCGGCGACACGGGGAUAGAGCUACAGGUGCACGAAUUCUUUUCUCCGCAGCCAGUCAAGGGCGCUCGUGCUUAUUUCAUGCGUUCCGUGCUGCAUGACUGGCCGGAUGAGCAAUGUCGGACGAUUCUUCGGCACCUUAAGGACGCCAUGGUGCCGGGAUACUCGAGGAUCUUUAUCAGUGACUGUAUCCUUGCGGACGAGAAGGCGGCUUGGCAGCACAUAUCCAUGGACAUCUUCAUGAUGGCCCAAGUGUCCUCCCGGGAGCGUACUGAGAGGGAGUUCAAGGAAUUGAUCGAGAGCUGUGGGCUGAAGGUUGCGGCCUUCUACAACAAAGGCGAGGGCAAUGAAGGCUUGAUUGAGGUUGUGCGGGAGUAA